This is a messenger RNA of Brenthis ino (lesser marbled fritillary), 804 nucleotides long. Lineage: Eukaryota; Metazoa; Arthropoda; Insecta; Lepidoptera; Nymphalidae. The record is from the annotation of a GenBank genome assembly.
AUGCUUAAUAACCUCACCGCGACAGCUUUAGGAGGUCACAAAGAGCAGUGCUCAGAGAGCAAGCUCGAGCUCAAGCCGAGCGUGGAGCGGCACCAUGCGCCCGCGCGGCUCCUCGCGCACUCCAUACGAGCCGACCACCUGCAAGUGGAAGAUAUAGAAGAGGCUAUUGAGAACCUUAAUAAAAUCAUACAUGAAGCAGCCGCUAGUUCCACAAAAGUGCAAGAAAAAUUACCGCUAAAAAACAAAUACCCGAAAAUGAUCAAAGACAAAAUAUUGGAACGUCGUCACCUAAGAAAAGUAUGGCACGAAACUGGAUACCCCACAGACAAAACAGCGUUCAACAGAUCUUCGGACGAACUAAAAGACCUCAUUAAAAGUUUUACCAACAAUAACCUUCAAAAUUUCCUUUCUAACUUGACCCCAAGUUUAGACACAAAUUACUCACUAUGGAAGGCAACACAGAAAUUAAAACGUCCCAAUUAUCAAAUCCCUCCUAUCAGACAAAUGAUGAUAGCAACAAUCAUUUUUUUCUGGAUCGAGUUUUAUGGGAGUGUUGUUGCAGGCGGCAUCCACCAGCAGCACAGUGGGCACAUGUCCACAGUGCCCGUCAGCAUGUCCUCUUCAGCAUCAGACAGCGACAAGCCAGCUAAGCAGAAAAGGCAUAGAACUAGGUUCACGCCGGCACAACUAAACGAGUUAGAACGAUGCUUCACGAAGACUCACUACCCAGAUAUUUUUAUGCGAGAAGAAAUCGCGAUGCGCAUCGGCCUUACAGAGAGCAGGGUGCAGGUAGGUCCAUUGCCU